AUGCGUUUCUACAGCACUGUUAGCAAAUGGAAACAGGACAUUCUCAAAAAGAAAUUACUCGAGAAGGAUGUCAUUUCAGCAUCGCAAUUCAAUCUGAUGGCGAACACGUUAAACCACCCUAAAUAUGCAUACAAUAAAUUGCCUGCCAAGGGAACCAUCUUACCGCCAGCAUGGCAUCUAGCUUAUUUUCCUCCCCGUGUGCCUGAAUCAGAACUUUCUCCAGACGGCUAUGAGACGGACUGGAGUCCUCCUUAUCCAUACGUACAUCGCAUGUGGGCAUGUGGUGAAUUAAGCUGGAGCAAAGACAACCCUUUGAAAGUAGGCCAAAACGUAACAAUGCAAUCUUCAAUCCGUGAUAUUCAAAUGCGCCAAGGAGGAAGACGUGGGGAUUCCAUCUUUAUUUGGGUUGAUAAGGAAUUGCACAAUGAGCAGGGCUGGUCAACUACAGAGUCUAGAUGUUGGGUGUAUGUCAAACAGCAAGACAAAGAUGCUAUCAAUCAACGACAACAAUCGCACCAGCUCAUAACGAACCCAUCGCCGACUCCUCCACCAACUGCUUCUCCUGAUUUCAUUAUCAACUUGAAGCCAACUCCAAUUACUCUGUUUAGGUUUUCCGCAUUAACUUUCAAUUCUCAUUUAAUUCAUUACGAUCACAUUUAUUCAACAACUGUAGAGCAUCAAAAAGGUUGUCUUGUGCAUGGUCCUUUGUCCUUUACUUUAAUGGUGAAUCAUUUAGAUCAAUAUUUAUCCAACAAAAAGACCAUUACCAACUUCGAUUAUCGAUGUCUGAGUCCGCUGAUUGUUAAUGAUCCCAUUACUGUUAUAGGUAAAGAGACUAGUGCUAACGAUUACGACUUGUGGGUUUUAGAUCAUGAGGGGAAGAUUGCAGUCAAGGGAACGGCAACUGUAGCUUAA
Messenger RNA from Mucor velutinosus, 915 nucleotides. RefSeq lists its product as uncharacterized. NCBI's taxonomy places the organism in Eukaryota, Fungi, Mucoromycota, Mucoromycetes, Mucorales, Mucoraceae. Bases 1 to 915 code for a protein of 304 amino acids. The transcript is spliced from 3 exons. The record is from RefSeq and is a predicted model, not a curated record. Gene Ontology annotation, cellular component: mitochondrion. Gene Ontology annotation, molecular function: (3R)-hydroxyacyl-[acyl-carrier-protein] dehydratase activity.